Messenger RNA from Mytilus trossulus (common blue mussel), 1774 nucleotides. RefSeq lists its product as uncharacterized. Gene Ontology annotation, biological process: glycerophospholipid catabolic process. The record is from RefSeq and is a predicted model, not a curated record. The transcript has 17 exons. The coding region runs from base 158 to 1774 and encodes 538 amino acids. Gene Ontology annotation, molecular function: calcium ion binding; calcium-dependent phospholipid binding. Gene Ontology annotation, cellular component: cytosol. NCBI's taxonomy places the organism in Eukaryota, Metazoa, Mollusca, Bivalvia, Mytilida, Mytilidae.
CGCCCACUUACAAUAUAUACACCGUACCUUAUUUCUCGUAAUAGAUCUGAGUGAGUUGGAUUAAAUAUACAAUGUACCAACAAUAAUUGCUAUUGUCUACGAAGUAAUUUGAAAACUAAUUACGGCUAUACUGGAUCGGUAAGACGAAACGUCCGAAAUGGGAAACAUAAUACGAUGGAUCAAACAGUAUAAAAAGGAAGAAUCAAUACUAAAAACCAAGUAUCAAUUACAUAAGCCAGUUAUGAACACAGUUGGAAUACAGUUGCAAAUGAAACCAAUUUUUAUUUCAAACAGCUAUAAGGAAUGCGGGACAUUGGAAAUUAAAUUUAAAAAACAAAUAAAUCCUGAAGAAAUAGAGUUUGACGAACUGGAGCCCAUUAGAUUGUCUAGAUGUAACGCAAAGAGGAUAUGGGCAUGUGAAAAACGCUGGAAGAACUCAAUGAUAGUGUUUUGUUUAAUUAACACAAACGAGGCAUGGGAAACAACAAUGGAGUAUACAAAUGUGUCCAUGUUCACGGGCACCAAACAAUUGAAAUUUAACCGCAAAGAGACUUUUGUGAUACAUUGUUGUUGUGAAUCAGUAGAGCAAAUUUGUCAAUCCUAUUUUAUUCCCAUGUACUCAUUUGUGGUAUAUAGGCAACACGAUGUUUACUAUCAAGAUACUAAACAGUUAUGUCACGAUGAAUCUACCUUUGUUGAAAAGAGAAGAAAGAUUGUGUUCCGCAAGAUGAUAAAGAAAGUCCAAAAAAGAAACGUCGAUAACUUUUCGAUCAAAAGUUUUGAAGAUGUACCAAAUAUUGCAAUUAUUGGUUCUGGUGGUGGUAUACGUGCUGUAAUUGGAAUGAGUUCCGCUAUGACUAUACUACAAGAGCAUCACAUUACAGAUUAUGCAAUGUAUACAGCUGGCUUAUCUGGAUCUGCAUGGUACCUUCUAACAUUGUAUGCUAAUGAUGACUUUAACUCACAUUCAGUUAAUGAGAGUAUUCGAAAAAACCUGCACAAAUUCAAUGGAACUAAAACUGUGAUACUAAAGAACAUUUUGACGAAUUUGGGAAAAGCAAUAUUUUUCAGUUUUGGAUGUAACGCUUCCUUUACUAAUGCAUUUGGAGAAAUGGUUGCUACUAUACUACUUGAAGGGAAGUUUAAAAACAAAUUGAGUGAUCGAACAAAAAUACUGCAGCAUGGUAAUUUUCCCUUGCCAUUGAUAGCUGCUCUGCAUGUUCGUGACAAGACCACAAGAUUUGAUCACAACGAAUGGAUUGAAUUGUCACCUUAUCAAGUAUUUAUACCAAGAUAUGGAGCUGCUAUUAACAUGAAGCAAUUUGGGAAAUCCUUUUACGGAGGAUUUUGUACAGAACAAAACGACGAGAAACCGAUCUCCUUUUUGCAAGGAAUGUGUGGAAGUGCUUACACAAUAUUCAGAGAUUUACGACCUUCAGGUAGAAGAGGGUACAAGUCCUUAAGUUGUACCAAGAAAGUGAUAUGGUAUUUGUUCAAUUUAUUUGAUAGUGUUUUUGUUGCAAAAGUGCCAAACAUCCUGCGUGGUAUAUCAAGCUUCGACCCUCUUCCUCUAGACAAAGAAGAUUGCAGUCAAUUGGGGCAGAAAAUGGAUCAAGAUGGUAACUAUGCAAUUGUAGAUAUACACAUUUUAAAUCAUAGUAUAACAGUAGCAGAAGUUAAUGGACCCAAUGAGGACAAACCAUUAUUUUCUAAAAUUUUCCAGCGAGAUAUUGAAAAUUUAAGUAACACUUCAGUAAUAGUUGGGGGUGAUUAG